Molecule: messenger RNA, 5578 nt
Organism: Chilo suppressalis (striped riceborer)
Lineage: Eukaryota; Metazoa; Arthropoda; Insecta; Lepidoptera; Crambidae
Source: the annotation of a GenBank genome assembly
GUUUGUUUAUUAUCUUCCUUUGUAUAGUCAUCGCGUGUCCAUGGUCUUCGUUUCUUGCAGAUCGAUGACGGAUUUCAUGACGAAUCUAUGAAGUCACAUUUUCGCAUUAGUUGCAAGAAUAAUUGUUUUAUUGUUGCAGCAUAGAGAUGAGCAUGGGUAUUUGUUAUUGACGGUGGUACUCUGAUGAUAUGUUAAGGCCAAAAAUGUAAGCCAAUAGGCCAGCAAUAGGUCACGUUCACUCAAACCAUAGAGAAAAGUUAUACUAAAUCCAAGGCUGAGGUGAAAAAAACUAAAACUGUUUUAGUCUAUACUUCUUGACAAUCAUGGCGAGCACGUCGAGGUCUGUUUUUGUAAUUUAUUUUUAUUUCUGAUACACAAAUCGCCGUUAUUUGUUUGAUAAUCUGCAGAAUAUUGUUAAAUUCAGUAUGGCUUUACGUAAGUUGUCAGUAGUGGGAAAAUUAGUGCAUGAAAGUGCUACAAUCUUACCUGAUGAUUCGAUUUCUAUUUGCUGGAACGACUGCUGAGACCUACUUUCUUUGUGGUUUUAGAAUCGAGGCGAACAAAGUUGUGUGCUAUUCUCAUCCCGAUGCUCCACUCAUCGAAGACUACAGGGCUGGGGACAUGAUAUGUUCCGAAUGCGGACUGGUUGUUGGUGACAGGGUUAUAGACGUAGGGUCAGAAUGGCGUACUUUCAGCAACGAGAAGUCUGGAGUGGACCCGUCUCGUGUUGGUGGUCCAGAAAAUCCGUUAUUAUCAGGUGGCGAUUUAUCUACUAUGAUAGGACCUGGUCGAGGAGAUGCCUCAUUUGACAGUUUUGGAGUAUCUAAAUAUCAAAAUAGAAGAAACAUUAGCAGUACAGACAGAGCUCUUAUAAAUGCCUUCAGAGAAAUAAACACCAUGGCGGACAGAAUCAAUCUUCCCAAAACUAUUGUGGAUAGAGCUAAUAAUCUUUUUAAACAGGUACAUGAUGGUAAAAAUCUGAAGGGUAGAGCAAAUGAUGCUAUUGCUUCAGCAUGCCUGUAUAUUGCAUGCCGACAAGAAGGUGUGCCUCGCACAUUCAAAGAAAUCUGUGCAGUCAGUAAAAUUAGUAAAAAAGAAAUUGGAAGAUGUUUCAAGCUUAUACUCAAGGCAUUGGAGACAUCUGUAGACCUAAUUACUACAGCAGACUUUAUGUCUCGGUUCUGUUCAAACCUCGGUCUGCCUAAUUCUGUUCAAAGAGCAGCUACGCACAUCGCAAGGAAGGCAGGGGAGCUGGAUAUUGUUUCUGGUCGCAGCCCUAUUUCCGUAGCCGCAGCUGCAAUUUACAUGGCCUCUCAGGCAUCUGAUGACAAACGCAGUCAGAAAGAUAUUGGCGAUAUUGCAGGCGUGGCUGACGUCACCAUUCGACAGUCGUACAAGCUCAUGUAUCCAUUCGCUGCCAAGUUGUUCCCUGAAGACUUCAAGUUCGCUACACCCAUUGAGUUCCUGCCACAGAUGUAAAAGUGAUAUAUAUCUUAAAGAAGACAUAGGUACCUCUCUCAUGGAGUAAACAUCUGUGAGUUUCCUUUGGCAUUUUUUACAUAUUUCAUCCCUAGUUAUUACAUACAAUCUUUCCUUAUUGAAUGUGAUUGUAAAAUUGUUAAGCACAGGCAUAGAUGUGGUAAUACCGUAAUUUUAAAAUCACUUUAGUCAUUCUGUGUAGUGAAUUUAAUCUGUGUACUGAAAAAUCUUAAGUGAAGCUUAACACUCAAUGAGCCUUGGAGAUCUUUAUCGAAAGAUUUUCCAAACAGAAACCAAAUCAUUACUGAAGUGUGAUUUAUUGUAUGACCAGCAUGCGAAAAGAGAUCUUUAUUGAUUGCUGAAGAAUUACAAACUUACAUCAAAUUGUGAUUACCAAUAGUUUUUUUUAAACAGAUACCAAUUCUGUACUCUAGUGAGUGUACAAUAUGAUCAGCUUAAGAACUAGAUAUGUUUUGCCCGUUUUAUUAUCAUUUCAAAUAUUUAAAUACUUUAUGAAAUACUUGAGCUCUAUAACUUACUAUAGUAAUGUUGUUUUAAAGCAAAAAUCUCAGAAUAUUGGUCCGAAAUAAUCUUAUUCUUUGUUAUAAUAGCCAAAUGUUUAGUAAAGUUUUUUUCUAAUGUUUGGGCCUACAGAAAAGCCUAGUUACAGUUGCUAUUGUUAGACAAUAAUACCUGUAUUUGCAGAAAUAUACAGGGAUUAUAGAACAUAAUGCUUUUUUUUAUACUGAACUACAAAAAUAUGAUAGGCUUACAAAAUUUCUUUAUGUAUUAUAAAAUACAAAUUUGAAGAAAGAUUAUCAAAAAGGGACAAUUAUACCUAAAUCAUAACGCAACAUUGGUAGAAAAAGUUAAAGAAAAUUUCACUUAUGUUUAACUUUCUAUUCUUAAAUGACGGUUUUGACUUAUUUUAUAAGAAAGACAGAGUAAUAUUGAUACUUCUGUUUGGUUUACAGUUGUAACUUGAUAAAUAAAAAUCCAUUGUAAAAAUUUAAAUACAAAAUGCACUGCAUGUAACUUAUUGACCAUUAAAACAAGAACAUUGUUUUUUCCAAUACAGCUUUGUACAUAAUUAAUGCCAGACUGAUUUUAAGCCAUGCUAGGAUUGUAUAGUUAUGAAAUCUAACAAUAGGUAUGUGAAUUCAUCUCUUAUGUUUGUUAUGUAUCAUCAUUGUUACUUUCAUUUCACUCUCAAACUAUAAUCAAAAUAUAGUAUAUGGUCCUUAUAUUAUAAUGCAGCACAAAUUUUGGCGAAACGGCUGUAUGCAUACAUAUACGCAUAUACACUGAAAUUUCAGUAAAUCUUGGGAAAAUAUUGUUGAUUUUAAAGUCUAGAUUUCGUAUACGCGUGUAACCGUUAUGCACGAUUCUAUUGCUGUGCUUGUUUAAGUAUUUAUUUUGUGAUUUACGUGUCUCAUAGAAGUCAAAAGACUUAACACUCCACUCUGUUAGUGCUUAUCUCUAUUAUUAUUCAGCCAUAAUUUUAUAUAUCACACACUUUUAAUAAUACUAAUGGACAUGAGGCCAAAUAAAAGUAUCGUCUUAGUAGGGAAAGGUCUGUGCGAUAUAUUAAUAAAAGUCUGUGCGAUAAAUAAUCAUUUAUCUGAAUAUACACCCCGGAAAACUUCUUGAGCAAAGACCAUGGACAAAGAAGCCUGCAUAGCCAUUUUAUAUACAAAAAUGUCUACUGCGCAGGUUUAUUACUCUGUUUAGCUCAAGACAAGUAUGUCGUUACCUUUAUCUGUUCACUCAUUUUCUGUUUUAUUAAGACACUGCAAUGAUUUUCACCAACUCUUUCUAGUUUUACGUUAUUAUUUCGAUAGAUACCAUCCGACCAUAAGUUGGACAAAUUGUUAUUGUGAAUUGUGAUGCUUAAGUAAGAUGACAACUAUAUGAUUUUAUUUAACGAUGCUUGUGUGGCAAAUGUAUAAGUUCGCUAAAUGUAACUUUUUUGUGUAUGUUAGUAUGUUGCCAGUUCUCAUGGCUCUUCCAUCUGUAUAGUCAAGACCUCAUCGGUAGUUACAUUUCAUACCGACAGCACCUUUGUUACGUAGCAUUGUGGGCUAUAUUCCUAGUGAAAGUUUAUCUGACUGUAAUUUGUCUUGACUGAACCAAAAUGUUGGAUUUUGUGAAGUAGUAAAUUUUUUAUCGUCUUCUGUUUUCUAUGAUGUAAUAAUGAUACUGACUGUAUAUAAUAGAUAGUUUUAUACAAAAACUAAGAGAAAAUAUCGUUAAUAAUAUUGAUUGCCUUAACUAAGUAUAUUAUAAUACGGUUUAAUUUCAUAUAUUCAAAAGGCGUGUAAGGUAUUGUUACCAACGGUAAAUUUUAUUGAAAAACAGUGAUAGUAUUGACCAAUAUAAUUAUUAUAAUUUGUACCUUAACCACCCUUCCUUAUUAAUAAACGAAGAAUAAGCUUGGAUUCUUAGAUUAUAUCAUAUUAGCAGCAAAUAAAAUAUGAUCCGACUCAUCUACAUAAGCAACUCUUACAUACGCACACGUCUGUAUAUAAACAUUCAAUCGAGCGAGCACAGACAGAACGAGUCUGUACGGCUGAGCUGUAUUGUUGUCCUUUUGGCAACAAAAUGGCGAUUACGUACAAAAUAUUCACGGCAAACCGUGAUUUUUGAGAGAAAAAUGUUUUACAGUUUUAUGAAUGAAAUGAAUUAAUGAAAAGUGAAAAGUGACUUUGAACUAAUUGUGUUCUAUAUAAAAUCAUUGAAGGCAUUGUUUUAUCUUUAUAACACAGAAUAUACGCAAUAUUGUUAUAUUGAGUGUACAUGCAGCGUGUUUGAAUGUCCACUUGUGACUACAGCGAAUAGUGAUCGUGCACCACAAUUUAAGCGGAUCACUUUUGAGCCGCGAGUGCCGUAUCUUUCCUUUUUGUUUUAAUCUAAGCCUGGAUUAGUUACUCCAUGUUUUGUCUCUUUUCAUUGAAUGACAUAUGGCAUUUCAGUGAUAUAAACAAAACGCGGCGUAACUUGUCUAAUCUUAUUUCUCGUUUAUUAAUAAGGGGGGGUAGAUGUAUAAACAAUAGGUGCUUCAAAAUUGAUUGUUCUUUUCAUUAUAAUAAUUUGGAAUUUGAUUUGGUACUGUAUGUAUAAUGUUUUUUCAAGUUGCUAUGUUCUACCACAAAAAUAUUUUUUUGGUUAAAUUAAAAGCAUUAUUUUGUCUAUUAAAGCAGCUCAGUAAUGUAGGAAUAUUUUUUAUGUUUUCAUGAACAUCUUGGUUGAACUAGUAGAAAAUUACCUCUAAAAAUAUCUAUUAGCUGAAUGUAAUGUGAAGUGUAAGCGACAAAUUGUUAUUACCAUUAUUUUUAUAUAAACAAUGAUGAUGCCAAUAGUUAUUGUAGUGAAUCUGACUACGUUUGUUCGGAACAUUAUGCGCAAAAACCUGUUUCCAUUAGUUUUACAAUAAUGUUGUAUGUUAAGUGUGCAGAGUGGCUGUUCGCGUAAACAUACAGAUUUAAAAGAGCAUUUAAAUAGUGCCACAAAGUGGCUGUACGCUUCAACGUAAAAUUAUUAAAGAACAGUUUUAAUAAAGCCAUUUACUGGAAAUAGAAGUGCACUACAAUUACUCAAUGAAACAAGUCACAUUCACACAGACGCGAUUGAGUUUAACCUAGAACUCAAGUCAAUAAUGUUUCCAGAGCCCUAAAGGGCCUAAUGUGAAUGACCUUUUAGGCAUGGAUGGUUUGUGCGAGAUACCAAUUUGUCGUAUCAAAACUUUUCUUGAUCUUUAUUAUCUUCUCGUAAGUUUUUACUAAUUCUUUCGCGUCUGCGUAAAUAUGAAGUUUUACAGCGCCAUCUAGUGCAUAAAGUAGUGAACUAUAAUGUUACUCCACAAUCGUUUUAACGUUUGCACUCUGCAUAUUUAGUUGCGAUGUUAUAUAGUUUUUUACAUAGUUUAGUACUAAUGACCUAAAAUGUGUAAAUGUUUGCAUAAAAAACAGCAUUCUCAAUAAAUUGUAUUAUGCGUCAUAUUGGUAUGUAAUAUGUAUUGAGGCGUAUUACUUAUUAAUAAGUUAGUUAAAGUUAGUCUUAUGAUUAUAUUAUGCCACAAAUAAACGUAUUUUUAAGUUUA